GCAGAGGGCGUGACGGGUUGUUUUCAUAGAAGACUAUUAAACGAUUGCAAAUCCUGGUUGAAAUUUCGCAAUAUUUUUAUCUCAUUUUUUGAGUAUUUAAUUUAGUCAAUUUGAAACUACUUGACAACUGAAUAAUUACACCAUGGACAAAGCCGCCGAAGCAACUCAACAUCCACCAAGCUAUAAUGAAGCUACUACUGAUGGACAACAGCAAGGCUAUCCACAGAAGUUUCCACCACAGGGGCAGUAUCCUCCACAGGGACAGUAUCCACCACAGGGACAGUAUCCACAGCAGGGGCAGUAUCCUCAACAGUAUCCAGCUGGUCAAGUAGGGUAUCCACCACAGUAUACCCAAUAUGGCCACCCUGGAUACACUAAUGUUGUGGUUUCCCAGCCUCCACCAGCAAUGGCUGUUACUGGACCACCGCCACAAGACCACAUGUGUGCUGCCGUUUUCGUCACUUUGUGUUGCUUUUGGCCUACUGGUAUUAUUGCUAUAAUCAAGGCUAUGGAUGCCAGAAAUGCCUUGGAAAGAGGUGAUCUGAUGACAGCCCAGAAUUCAGCUCGGUCUGCUAAACAGAUGGUGACAAUCAGCGUCAUCGUCGGUAUCAUCUCCAUCAUUGUCGUGGGUAUUUUGGUCGGAGUGUAUGUAGGCGUUAUUUUGGCACAAAUUAACGACAGCAGCAGCUAUAACUAUUAAACUAGCUGUUAUUGCGUAACUUUCGUUGACCAAGAAAUUUACUGGAAAUAGACCCAGUACAUAAUUCUAUUAAUUAGAGAUAAGUUUCUAAGGCUUCUUUUGAUUGGUCGGUUACCAUCUAAUGGUUAUCACUAUUUGACGUAAACCAAUCAAGACAAACCUUAGAAAAAAAAAUAUUUUAGCAACAUAAACUACAUUUGUGUUUGACCAUAUUUUAACCUCCCUUUAAUUUGUGAAAUAUUCAUUUAGCCUGAAUUUAAUAUUGAAGUCUCUGAUUGUCACUUUUAGUGAUUGUUGUUUCCUUGAAAAGGUUCAAAUACUCCUUGAAAAUCCUGGAAGAAUGAAAAUGUGAAUUCCAGUACUGGAAAAAUCCUGGAAAAACAAGAUUGAAACUCCUGGAAAAUUAAUAUUUGUGGUUUCGCUAUAAUUUUAAGGUAUAAAACUGUGAUAUAGUUGAAUCUCGAAUGCUUGGUUACCACUAUCACGAUUCGUGCUACGAAUGAAAUCGUGGUUUUUCAUUGUGGAGUAAUCAAAGACUUAAAAUGUCAGUCAACUAGCUUAGUGGCUGUAGUGUUCCCAAGCUGAGCUAACCGUAGACAGGCAUCCUAAGUUUAGUAUAUAAGAAAUACAUGACAAUCAGUAACUUUAAUACAGAUUCAAAUUUUAGAUAAAGAAAAAAUAUGCUAUACACGCAAGGGCGGAUCCAGGGGGUUGCAUAAUUAAUGCUUUACAUCAAUAAAAUUGAAUCACAUGUAAUCCUAUUAAUUCAUUAUAAAAAUUGACCUCAAACAGGGUGUUGGAUUUCUCUCUUUAAAAAGGUCAGUGUGGAUGAUGGCAUAAUGCAUUAUCAACUGUCAAAUUUCCUUAACAGGAACCGGGCAAACCCACUCCUGCAAAAAUUCCUGGAUCCGCCCCUGACAAGGUGUCUUUAAUCACACAAUAUUUUACUACAAAUUUUUAUGUUUUAACGACUUUUCAUAAUUAUUUAUCAAUCUGAUUAAUACACAGAUCUAAAAUUUGUUUUUAUACUUUCGAUGUUCUGUGCUUCAUAUAUGUGGGUUGGGUGGCCGAAUGGUUAACGCAUGCUGUAUCAGAAGGUCUGUCAUUGAGUCAACUGGCAUGGUUUUCAAUUCCCCAAUUGUAUGUGACACGGAGUAGGGUCGCCUGUCCAACCUCAUGGGUUUUUUUUCUGAGUCCUCCGGUUUCCUUCCACUACUAAAGACCCACAUGUGCAUUCAAAUUAUUAAAAUAAAAUUGAACCAUUAGUCCUGAAAUGACCUUAUGAAGGUUAAACCCUCUAUCUCUCUCUCUCUCUCUCUCUCUCUCAUUGGUUUAUCCUAUACACAAUACAGGGGAUGCUCGAUUCACAGUCCAGAACGUCCCGAAUUGACAGAAUUGCAAUCGAGUAACGCGGAAUUCAGUUCUGUCACAGUUCUGUCAGUCCCGACAACAGGGGUGGUGUGAGUAGAAUCGUGACGUAACUAUAAGGUUCCGUCUGCAUGGUUGGUUGAGAUAUUAACUUAUUCAGUCGACGCAUGCGUUGUAGUCCGAAAUCCACCUUUUCACUUGAUUGUCACUAUUUGUGGGAUUGAAGGAAUUCAAUUCCGGAACGUUCAAUCGAGUACCCACACAGAGUUGUGAAGACAAUUAGACGAAUUAUAAAAUAGCUAAACCAAAUAGGAACUGUGUAUUCCCUGCAAUAUAACCCUUUGACUUAACUUUCCACAAACGAACAAAUUAGGUACCUUGUCUUGCUGCUGCAUCACAAUCAGGGGAAUCAAACGUUAACCCACCCACGACCAAAACAAAUUAGGAACUGUAAUUUAAUCAGAUUGAACUAUUCAUUGGAUGCCUUGAAAACCGUAAAAUGUCCACAUGACACUUGUACAAGUUUCUAUUUUGCAUAAUUUUUAUAUCGCGUUAAUGUAAAUUACAAGCUUGAUUAUAUAAAUCUUAACAAUUUUUAAAAAUCUUAUUAACAAUUAAAUUUGUCCUGUGUCAAAAAAUAAAUGAAAAAUUGCCCUAUUUUUCUUACAAAGCUAACCUCCGUUUUUUUCUAAGAGUAGAAUUACUGGGUACAUAUUCUUUUGUGAAGUAAUAUAUAUUGAACUGUAGAAUGAAUAUCAAGCGUUGUCUUUAUGUGUUCAUUUUGUUCUUGUUAAUCAAUAUUUAAAUGUAAUGAUAUUAUAUUGAAUGGUACUUCUAAUAUUUGUCAUAAUAUUUUUAAUGAUGGUGGGUUCCAUAGGCUACAAAUAAUAAUAAAUGUUAUUCUAUAACUACAUGCUAAUACAAGCAAAUAUCAUUGAAUACAGCCGUUGAAUACAGCCAUUGAAUAACCUAUGGCUUGGACAGGUACUACUUUUGCCCAGAAGUGACGUCGCUUUCAGAAUUACGUCAAACUGUAAUGACGUCACCACUAGGCAAACAAAAUUUUUGUGGAACCUAUGAUGAAUUUUAACGUUAUUGGUGAUGAUUUUUUUUUUUGUUGAUAAUCUAGAUAAAACAGUGUAUUUUGAGAUUUGCAUGUAGUUAUAGAAUAAAAACAGAACUCAUUGACCAUUGAAUACCGCUCGGGUUAUUCCUUGGUUCACUCGAGUGUAACCCUGCCCCUGCUCAUUUGGACUAGCGCACAGUGCUCAUUUGGACUAGUGCACAGUGCUCACUCGGACUAGCGCACCGUGCUCACUCGGACUAGCGCACAGUGCUCACUCGGACUAGCGCAAAGUGUUCACUCGGACUAGCGCACCGUGCUCACUCGGACUAGCGCAUUGUGCUCACUCGGACUAGCGCACCGUGCUUACUCGGACUAGCGCACAGUGCUCACUCGGACUAGCGCAAAGUGUUCACUCGGACUAGCGCACCGUGCUCACUCGGACUAGCGCACAGUGCUCAAGGUUUCUCUUAAGCAUCUGUUCGCUUUGAUUUGUAUUUUACUUUUAAAUUUAUAUAUUUUAAAAUUUACUAUAAGGAUUUAAUUUAAAGGGCGUUUGAUUUUUUGUAAUUAAACUUAGAAAAUAAGGUUGUCAUGGUUGUAUUUCUCUCUGUGUAUACGCGCAAGCGAAUUAUUGAAAUAAAAUUGAACAAUAUGUUAGUUCCGAAAUGACCUAAUUUGUGCCGUCGACAUUAAACCCCAUUUCUCUAUCUCUAUCUUUGUAAAGGAACUGGAAUCUCGACUAAUCGUUCCGAUGGGACAGAACACUUGAGGUCCGCCUAUGAACAGGGGCUGAAUUAACCAUUAACCAAAAUAAGCAUGCUUUGUUAGAUUCCAAAUUUAAAAUAUUUAAUUCAAAAUUUUUUUGUUGUUUUCAUCUUUUCUUACUGUUAUCUCGCAAUUAUAAAAAACUCUAACCACGUGGCUUGACGGUUGUUUAUGAUUUAUUAUUGGUUGUAUUUUAAAAUGGGGGAACCAAAAUCUUUUUAAGUGCUUAGAGUCUCAAGAGAUCUUAAUCUGACCCUGCCUAUGUACAUAUUGACAGUUAAUGAGGAGCAGGUGGAAAACGCUGCCUUCCUGGCAAAAUUCUCCUACAUUUGGCACAUGUACUAUAGAAGUAGAAAUGUUUGUCUCGAUAUAUCAAGAAUAUUAUGUUAAUGGAACAGUAAUCCCCAUUCCAUUUUUAGAAAUGUUUUUUGAAAUGCAUAAUUAUUUUUAAGACAUAGAUUUAAAUUAAGAAAGACAUUUUUAUUGUUAUUUUAUAUUUAUCAGAGGAACCAGUCUGAUUAAAAUAAUGGGCCCUUAUUCACGAAAACUUAAACUAAGAUACAAUCGAAAUUUUAAAAAAUACUGCAAUUCGAUUGGCUGACCAGUAAAAUCAAUUUGCAUAUAUCCAAUUUGCAUAUUGGUCAGCCAAUCGAAUUGCAGUAUUUCUUAAAAUUUCGAUUGUAUCUUAGUUUAAGUUUUUGUGAAUAAGGGUCCAGAUCUAAAUUUCGUUUCGUUUUUUUAUAUUUUCGAUGGCCUGCACUAAAUGAAGAUCUGACCAGUUGUAAUGGGAGGUCACGUCAGGGGUCGUACGAGUGGCUUUUGACUCUAUGAUGUCAGAUAUUGAUUAAUCUGACGUAUCUAGGGCUUUACCCAUAGUUCUGUGCAGAGCAAGCCAAGAAAUCCCUGUAACAGACCGUUUCAUUGGCCAAUUCCUGACAUCAACUAGAACGCCUGUUAUAUAACAACUCUUCCAGAUCCUAGUGUAGUAAAGACAAGUAAAACGAAAUUUUGAACUAUAAAAAUGAAACGAAAUAGGACCUGUGUAUUAAUCAGAUGGUUGAGGAACAUGCCUUCUGUGACGGUAAUAGCGGGGGUGGGGUGGGGGGUUCAGGGUGUUUUUACUGUAUUACUUUACUUACACUGAUAUAUAUAUAUAUAUGACCCGCUCCCGCGAAAAAUAGCGCUUGUCGCACAACUUUAUUUUGUACUAGGGGCACAAAAGCAGAAACUGUAUAUAUGCCUUCAUCUUCGUGUUGCAAUGAAUGAGCCAAACUUCAGAUGAUACGACAAAUUUAAAAUAAAUUGCAUUUUCAGACUGUGGACUAUUCAAAUAUUCUGCCAGCUCUAUUUUUAUAAAAAUGACCAAGAGCCUGGUUUUGUGGGAGUAUCUCACAUAUUCUAAACAAAAACAACCUGAGCUCACCUGUAGAUUUGAUGUUUUAUUGAUUAUUUACUUAUAUUUUGUUUUUAAUAUACUUGUACAAGUUGUCAAUAAAUUAUAUAUAUAUAUAUACUGUCAA
This is a messenger RNA of Patella vulgata (common limpet), 5419 nucleotides long. Its product is annotated as proline-rich transmembrane protein 1. The record is from RefSeq and is a predicted model, not a curated record. The transcript has 4 exons. NCBI's taxonomy places the organism in Eukaryota, Metazoa, Mollusca, Gastropoda, Patellidae. Bases 143 to 700 code for a protein of 185 amino acids. Gene Ontology annotation, cellular component: membrane.